AGGUACUAUAAAGAUGCUAUUUGAAGAGGGGGGAAGAAUAGCUGCUCAGGUGAAUGAUGAAGAUAUCAACUUCUUCCCUUGUUGAAAGUUACCAUAAGGCUCUUGAUGUUGCUUUAGAAACAAACGGAACCACUUUGCCUUAGAAUUCUGUUUUCUAUAGAAUAACUGAAAAUUGAGAAUGUAAUACUCCCAAGUAAUUACAGAGCACAGAUUAAAGUUUUGGACUCAUGCAACAUAUGGUGUUUGUAUAUGAUUGGUGACCACACCCUGCUCUGGAUCAUGGAAUAUAAGAAUAACAUCACAGAAUUUAUUCUUUUAGGACUUUCUCAGAAAAAGGAAAUAGGCAUUCUCUGCUUUUUACUGUUUUUACUUUGUUACAUUGCAAUUUUGAGUGGAAACCUGCGAAUCAUGAUCUCCAUCAGCUGUAGUCAGCUCAUUAACCAGCCCAUGUAUUUCUUCCUGAGCUACCUGUCACUCUCAGAUCUUUGCUACACCUCCACUGUUACCCCCAAGCUCAUCAUGGACUCGCUAUUGACCAGGAAGUCCAUUUCCUAUACUGGAUGCAUGACACAGCUCUUUUCCAUGCACUUCUUUGGGGGCAUCGAGGUCUUCAUCCUCACAGGGAUGGCCUAUGAUCGCUAUGUGGCCAUCUGCAAGUCCUUGCACUACACAGUCAUCAUGAGCAGGCAGAAGUGUGAUGCCAUGAUUGCUGCCUCCUGUGCUGGGGGAUUCCUGCAUUCCUUUGGUCAGUUUCUCCUGGCUAUCUUCUUACCCUACUGUGGCCCCAAUGAAAUAGAUCACUACUUCUGUGAUGUGUAUCCUUUGCUGAAAUUGGCCUGCACUGACACAAGGAAGAUUGGUUUCUUGGUCAUCGCCAAUUCUGGACUGAUGGGCACAGUGAUUUUUGUGGUCUUGCUGAUAUCUUAUGCUGUGAUCUUAUCUACUGUCAGGUCUUACUCUAUAGAGAAUUGCCGCAAAGCCCUCUCUACCUGCAGUUCACAUAUCACUGUGGUUGUCCUGUUUUUUGCUCCUUUACUGUUUAUCUAUAUUCGACCAGCAACUACUUUACCAGAAGACAAAGUAUUUGCCCUCUUUUACACUAUCAUUGCCCCCAUGCUAAAUCCUCUGAUUUACACACUAAGAAACAUGGAGAUGAAGAAUGCCAUAAAAAAAGUAUGGGGCAGUAUCCUGAGAAGUAAAGGAAAUAGACUGAGAGACUUCCCUGCAUUUCACCACCCAACUUCUUGAAGAUGUUAUUGCUACCUUGAAACCUUUAAAAUGCAUAAAGUUUGGCUAUCUGUCAUCUACAUAGCAAGCUUAUGUGUAGGUCGCUAUUUCAGAAAAUGUUUAUGGUUCUCUGGAUGUAUGUAGGACUCAUCUCUGCUGUACUUUUUUUUUUUACAGGGUUUUUUGUACAUAUUGCCUCUCUUCUGUUUAAUCUGGUGGUUGUGUGAUUAACGUUGCUAUUUGGCAACAGAGUAGACAAGUCAGUUUGCAACCCAAAUGAACACUGAUGAUACUUAUCAUCCAGUAUUAUGGAUGACUGUAUUCAAUGAAGCCAGUUUCAGACUCCAAAAGUAAUUUAAAAGUAACCCACAUUCAUACUUUCACUCUCUCAUACUCAGAGAAUAUUCUCAAAGAUCUGGGACACAACAAUAUAUCCCAAAACACUCAUCUUUUACUCUUAUAACCAGCAACAUUCUUGAGAUUCUCAUGUUUGCCAAGACCAAAGUUUUUUCAAAAGACACCAAGAAAACUCCAUGUUUUGUUCUAAGGCACUUCCUCUCCUAACUCUGUUCAUAUUUAGGUCAAUUGCACCUUUCUGGCCAAUUCUAGUACCAUGUAUUGGUACCAAUGCAUUGUUUGAGUGCUCAUGUUCUGGAUGCAGAUCUGAUUACUAACCAUGGACAAAGUGGUCAACAUGAUCUUAUAUAACUCAGAGGUAUAAUAAUGGCACAACACCUACCAUCUUGUGAAGGAUUGGCAUGUGAAGUGUUAAAGUACUGCCUAUAACAUAGAACUUGCUUUGUACUCAUAAUUUAUUUUAUUUCUCCAUGCUGUGCUAUGAUCAGAAAAGUUACAGUUAGAUUAUGGCCUUCCUCAGCAAAAACAGGAGCAUGUGCAUGAAAAAAAAAAAUUAAAGAACACUCAUGUUUUCACUAGGUUUCUACAACAAGUGAAAUUAGAAGUUUUCUCUUGAAGUGGCAUGCAGAAAAUAUCACUUGAACUAGAUGGGUGCAGUAUUGGGUUUUGUUUUUGCCAUGGUAAAAGUAAAAUGCUUUGCUUAGGACAAUUGAACAUCACCUGAAGCAAAUUGAUCUAAUAUAAGAGAUUAUUCAAAGUUGAUUGGGAUUGUGGAGGAAAGAAGUUUUUACAAAAUUUCAUAAUAUUUAAUUAAUUGCCAGAAAUUUAUUUUCAGGCAAAAACAGAAGGAACACUAAAUAAAAUGGCAUUUGUUAAGAGUUGCUAAGAUGGCUGAAGCAUACAAAAAGGAAAACACAUACAAUCUUGAGACUCCUGAAUAGGCCAGAGCAGCACACAAGGCAAAGACCAGCUUCACUGCUCAAAAGGGGAGAAUCUCGUUCUGAUGUACAAUAAUCAUUUUGCCUCUCUUUAUGAAGUUGUAACUUUAUUAUUACAAA
Molecule: messenger RNA, 2642 nt
Organism: Sciurus carolinensis (gray squirrel)
Lineage: Eukaryota; Metazoa; Chordata; Mammalia; Rodentia; Sciuridae
Product: olfactory receptor 4P4-like
Exons: 3
Coding region: 250-1248 (332 amino acids)
Biological process (GO): G protein-coupled receptor signaling pathway
Cellular component (GO): membrane
Molecular function (GO): olfactory receptor activity; G protein-coupled receptor activity
Source: RefSeq, a predicted model, not a curated record